CAAUCUGUUGCCGGGAGCCGAGUCGUGUCCUGUCCCGGAAGCGGAAGCAGGAGAGCGUGAGCGGCGCUGCGGCACGAAGGGCCCGGAGGCCCGCGGGGAAAAUGCCAGUGGCCGUGAUGGCGGAAAAUCCGGUGUCCUUCCAGAGGCUGUUAGAGCAGUGCGAGGAGCAGGAGCUUGAGGUGAAGGGCUGGCCGCGGGUGUAGCGCUCUGUCUGUGUGAGAAGGCAGAGAAUAACACAUGACAUGAUACGGCCUGCCUGCCCAGUGCAUGGGGAGCUGGGAACUCCCUGAGCAGCAGCCACAUACAUACCAUAUACAUACCAUCAUUGCCGUCACUGGCGGGCUGUACACUGGGAGGACAUACCAUCAUUGCCGUCACUGGCGGGCUGUACAGUGGGUGGACAUACCAUCAUUGCCGUCACUGGCGGGCUGUACAGUGGGUGGACAUGCCAUCAUUGCCGUCACUGGCGGGCUGUACAGUGGGUGGACAUACCAUCAUUGCCGUCACUGGCGGGCUGUACAGUGGGUGGACAUACCAUCAUUGCCGUCACUGGCGAGCUGUACACUGGGAGGACAUGCCAUCAUUUCCGUCACUGGCGGGCUGUACAGUGGGUGGACAUGCCAUCAUUGCUGUCACUGGCGGGCUGUACACUGGGAGGACAUGCCAUCAUUGCCGUCACUGGCGGGCUGUACACUGGGUGGACAUGCCAUCAUUGCCGUCACUGGCGGGCUGUACAGUGGGUGGACAUGCCAUCAUUGCCGUCACUGGCGGGCUGUACACUGGGUGGACAUGCCAUCAUUGCCGUCACUGGCGGGCUGUACAGUGGGUGGACAUGCCAUCAUUGCCGUCACUGGCGGGCUGUACAGUGGGUGGACAUGUACAUCAUUGUACAGUGGGUGGACAUACCAUCAUUGCCGUCACUGGCGGGCUGUACAGUGGGUGGACAUACCAUCAUUGCCGUCACUGGCGGGCUGUACAGUGGGUGGACAUGCCAUCAUUGCCGUCACUGGCGGGCUGUACAGUGGGUGGACUAACAGACAUGUAAUUAUAACCAGACAACUGGACGUACAGGAACAGAGAGGUGGAGGGCCCUGCUCAAUGAGCUUACAUUCUAGAGGGAGUGGGGUAUAGUGACACAGAGGGUAAAAGUAGGGGUACAAAGUAGGGGUACGAAGUAGGUUGUUAGAAAAGUAUUAAUUGAGGGCUUAGUAGGUAAUUUUUGACAGUUGCAGGAGAGGAGUCAUGGAGGGUGGGGGAUCAAAACCUGCUAACAUUUUAAUUGAUAUGCUUUCUUGAAGAAGUGAGUUUUCAAUGAUUUUUUUGAAUGAGUGGAGACUGGGUGAAAGUCUUAUGGAGAAGGGAAGGGAGCUCCACAGAAGAGGUGCAGCCCUGGAAAAGUCUUGGAGGCGAGCGUUAGAGGUGGGAGUACGGACAGAGAAUAUAUACGUAGGUCUUUGGCAGAGCGUAGAGGCCUCAACGGGACAUAUGUGUGUAUUAGGGAGAAUAUGUAGGUUGGAGCAGCAUUAUGUAGGGACUUGUAAGCAAGCACCAGAAUUUUAAAUUGAGCCCUAUAUCUAACUGGAAGUCAAUGCAGGGACUGACUGAGUGGGGAGGCGUGAGAGGUGCGGGCGGAAAAUUUACAGUUGGAAGGACCUAUAAAUGGUAACAAGACUAACCAGCAACAUUUAAAGCAACAGUCUGGGCACCAUAACUUCUUGAAAAUUAUGUUGUUAUGGUGCCAGUGGGUCACUGGCGCAGUCUCACCUUUUGGGAGUUAAAUCCUUAAAGGACCACUCUAGGCACCCAGACCACUUCAGCUUAAUGAAGUGGUCUGGGUGCCAGGUCCUUCUAGGGUUAACCCAUUUUUUCAUAAUUAUAGCAGUUUCAGAGAAACUGCUAUAAUUAUGAAUGAGUUAAGCCUUCCCCCUAAUCCUCUAGUGGCUGUCUCAUUGACAGCCACUAGAGGCGCUUGCGUGCUUCUCACUGUGAUUUUCACAGUGAGAGCACGCAAGCGUCCAUAGGAAAGCAUUGUAAAUGCUUUCCUAUGCGACGGGCUGAAUGCGCGCGCAGCUCUUGCUGCGCGUGGCAUUCAGCCGGCGGGGCGGAUCGGAGGCGGAGAGGAGAGCUCUCAGCCCAGCGCUAGAAAAAGGUAAGUUAUUACCCCUUUCCCCUUUCCAGAGCCGGGCGGGAGGGAAAACGAGUAUGUUUUCUUGGCACUAUAGUGGUCCUUUAACAAAGGGUUUAAACACAAAGUAUGUGAUCCGGCUCUGGAACGCAGGCUUUUGGGGUUAAAGCGACAAUGUAACGGUCUGGGGACUCUGCCAAAUUCACAAAUAACCCUAACGGUGACUGCGGCUGAGGGUCCGGUGGCUGUGGGGGCAGAUAUUUACUUACCUGAAUCUGUCAUUCGUGGGCUCUGCCAUCGUGUUCCAACGGGACCUUCAGCUUCGACGUCACUGCUGUAGUCUUCUGCAUGCGUGUGUACAACAUUGAGGUCUAUGGAGGAUUCCUCACUAGUCACUUGUGACUGCUGUAGGGAUUGUCUCUGUAAUUCCGCCCUGAGUAUAAGAAAAUCAGAGGGGAAAUACAGAGACAGACCUGUCCCUACUUUGUCUUGGUAUAUCUCUUGACUGUGUUGGGAUUUCAGUGACAUUACAACAUAGCCAUAAUUUAGUAUUUAAUAAAGAUUCUAUCCUUGUCAAAUACUAAUUUUUCAGGAGAGAUUACAAUUUCGCGUUAAACUGUUACAGCCCUAGUUGCACUUCCUCUACACGGUCUCCCCCAGAUAAUUCAUGUUAAGGGGACACUAUAUUCACCCAGACCACUUCAACUCAAUGAAGUGGUCUGGGUACCAGGUCCCUCAGGUUUUAACCCUUCAGAUGCAAACUGUUUACAUUUGGGGCCACUAAAGGCGCAUCUGCGACGCUGGAGGCACAUUUCGACUCCAUCGCGCAGAGCGUCCAUAGGAAAGCAUUGAGAAAUGCUUUCCUAUGGACACUUUUCGCACGUGGCACUUGCCGCGCAUGCACAUUCGGCUCCGCUGACGUCGGACAGGGGAGCCGACGUCGGCGGGGGAGGAGAGGUCACCAGCGCCGAGGGAGCCCGGCGCUGGAUUAAGGUAAGCUGCUGAAGGGGUUUUAAUAAUCUGUUUAUUUUAGAAUGUAUGUCCUCCUCUGUCAUUAGUCUGCAGGAAUCUUCUGUGUGUGAUUUAAAGUUUAAUAGAACAGGAGAUAAAAACUUCUAAAGUAAACACUCUGUACUGUGACAUCUAAGUGAAAAUGAAACCACAUUUCCAUGUUGGCUGGGUAUGUCACAGCCUGGGGAGAUGUGACUAGGGCUUUCAUAAACAGAAACAAAGUACCUCUCAAAUGGCAGAGAAUUGAGCAGUGAGAGUGUAGUGGCAUGAUCUCUAAAGUUACACUAUAGUCACCAGAACAACUACAGCUUAUGGUAGUUGUUCUGGUGUCUGUCUGUCAAUGCAUUCAUUUUAAUUUAAACACUAUUCUUCCGAGAAAAGGUAGUGUUUGCAUUAUUGCCUUGGAACACCUCCAGUGGCAGUCACUCAGAUGGCAACUUAAAGGUUCUUCCUGGGUCAGUGCUGAUGUUCAGUGUCUCCAUGCAGAGUGUGAAGAUGCUGAAUGUUCCCUAUAGGUAUGCAUUGAUUUACUGCAUCUCUAUGAGGAGAUGCUAAUUGACGUGAAGUUUGGCCGUGCAUGCACACUAGCCUCCCAAUGCUUUCCUAAGGGAAAACAUUGGAUUGACUGAGAUCAUCAAAUUUGUCAAUGAGGCGGAGAGGGAGCAGAACCAGCUGCAAGGAGAUCCGUGCGGCGCUGGAAAAAAAGUGAGUAUAUCAACUUCUUACGCCCGGGAUGAUAUACGGCUAUUUAAAACCUAAAGAAGGGGUUUUUUUUUAAUUUUUUUAUAUCUGCCAUUAUUGUUUUCCUUUAACCUACCGUUGUUUUGGUGCUUAGAUUUAACUUAAACUUCCCCAUGUUACUUGGCAUAUAAUGACUUGUGUUUAUUUUUUCUUGUCAGGCUCCAGGUGGUAUUGCAACACCUCAUGUGUACAGUCAACUUUUGGCACUAUAUCUUCUACAUAAUGACAUGUAAGUUUAUACUUCUAAACCCCUGUCUUGCUUUGAUGUCAUUUGUAAGCAUUUCUGUGGCACAUAUCUUUAAAAGAACAGCUUGGUUAAAAAAAAUCAAAUACAUACCUAAUACGAAUAGGUUUGUGGAUUUUUAAUUGUAAUUUUAUAUACAUUUUUUACUCAAUUCUUUAUGACACUUCUCAUAGAGGGCAUAUCUGUAUUCCUAACUCUAUAGUGUCUCUGUCUGUAGCUUAAAAUAGAUUUUUACCUCCACGUCUCAAAAACAAAUACAACAGUUUGACUUUCAUUGUGUCCAUUAUGUCAAAUGUCUUGGGAGAAAGAAUUUACCUUCAAAUUACCCUUACGGCAUGCAGUGCUAUACUGUUUAGUUCUGGUGUUCCUUAUCCCUUUGAUGCUGUACACUGGUGGUGCUCCGUUCACACAGUUCAACUAAAAAUGGGCAAGCUUUAAAGGGACACUAUAGUCACCAGAACUCAUACAGUUUAAUGUAGAUGUUCUGUUGAGUUUAUUCAUUCCUUGCAGGCAUUUUAAUGUAAACACUGCAUUUUCUCUGAAUUUACAUUACUGCCUAGGGACAUAUCAAGUGGCAGUCACUCAGAAGGCCACUAGAGUUGCUUCCUGGAUCACUGCUGCACACGUUGAAUCGAUGCAUCUUUAUGAGGAGAUGCUGAUUAGCGCAGAUCGGCAUUUUGCUGUGCAUUUGGGAAAGCAUUGGAUUAGCUAAGAUCAUCAAGUUUGAUGGUCUCAGACAAGGGUUCAGAGCGUGGACGGGGCCAUCCACGACCGGACCUGCACAGUGCUAGAAAAAGGUGUGUAAGUCACCUUUUCAACUGGAGAUAAGGGGGCUGCCAGGGGCCUAAACAGCUAUUUAGACCUUUAGUUUCAGGAAUACACACUUGUAUUCCUGACACUAUAAUGUUCAUUUUAAAGGAAUAAUAAAUGUAUUUUAUUUUAUAAUAUCUUAAAAUGUUUUUUAGAAGCUGUUGUUCCCGUAGAUGUUACUGUAUACACAUUGUCCAUCUAAUCACUGCCUCCACAAACUACCUCCUUUCUAAGCCUUGUGAACAAAUUUAAAAAUGAUUUUUCCUCGUUUGUUAAACAGUGUAAAUUACAAAUAUCAAAAAAGAUAUUUAAUGAAGAGUAAAUAUGAUGUUAUGCUCAAAGGGACACACUGUAGGCAACAAAAUAACUUUUUAGCUUAAUGAAACAGUUUAGGUUUAUAGAUCAUGCCCCAGCAGUCUCACUGUUCAAUUCUCUGCCAUUUGGGAGUUAAACCACUUUGUUUCUGCAGCCAUAGUCACACUUCACUGCAUGUGACUUGCACAGCUUUCCUAAACACUUCCUGUAAAGAGAAAUCUAAUGUUUACACUUUAUUGCAUUUUCUGUUUAACUCAGAAUUUCUUAUAUUCUUCUCUGUUAAUAGCUUGCAGGAGACUGUAGCCUUAUUAGAUAAUUACAAUUUUGCAAGCUGGCUGCUGCUAAUUCCAUUUUUAUUUUAAUUGAACGUCUAUGUGACUGUUCAUCUUUGAUCCAGAGCCGAGGUUCCCUUGGCGUGGCUGACCUUUCUUCCUGUUGACAUCACGGAGAAGGUCCUGCCUCAUCCUGAGGGUCAAAACCAAUGCUCCUCUCCGAGGAGCAUUGGGGACUUAAUGUGUCAUGCGCAGUCAAACUUUCCCAUAGUAAAGCAUUGAAUCAAUGCUUUCCUGUGGGGCUUCCGCAUCACAUGACUGAGUUUUUUACUCUGUGACAUGGAAGCGCCUCUGGUGGCUGUCCCUAUAACCGCCACUAGAUGAGAAGUUAGUCCUGCAAUGUAGACAUUGUGGUUUCUUAAACUGCAAUGUUUUACACUACGGGGACACUGCACCUACACUACUUAAUUGAGAAAAAGUAGUGUGCCAGUGCACACGCCACACACUAUAGGGGAGGGCAGAACACUAAGCUCCAAAUAUUUAUGCAUUAAAUCCAAAAGGUAACAGUGUAUUGCUAUGACUGCAGCGGAGUUGGAUUAUUUAUCCAGAUCAGCUUUUUUGGCCUUAUUUACUAAACUCUGAAUUUUUAAUGUCCAGGUCGAUGCAGGGUCCCUGAAUUUGCUAAUUUUGCAUUUUGUGUCAGGACAAGAAGGUUGACAUGGUGGACAAGUAGAUUGGGAGACAACUCUAUUCCCUUAGAUUUAUUUAUUUUUUCUAAUUUCCACACCCCUGAGAACUUAGAGCGAUAUGAGUGUUCUUGCAUACUAUUCUCACAUGUUAAUUGUCAUUUUAUAACAUUUUUAGUUUGCAUGCCAGCAAAUCAAAUGCCAAGAAUGUAAAUUGUGGAGAAUUAACAGGCACAUGUCGCACCACAGUACGAUGUGCAUGUCGAAUGACAUAAGUUUCAGGGCUUCUGAAUGUUUGACCUUCACACAAUUACUUGGUUGUUCUUUCUUCAACAAUUUGUUUGUAUCUUAUCAGGAAUAAUGCUCGUUAUCUAUGGAAAAGAAUACCACCUUCAAUUAGAUCGGUAAGUAUUGUGUACAACAUUUUAAUAAAAAUAAAUUGCAUACUUAAAUGUUUAAUUGUAUUCCAGUUGCAUUGCAUUUCUCUCAAACCCUUUCAUGAUAAUUUAGGAAAUACUCAGAGAUAAGAUUGCUUUAAACCAUAAUUAAUUCCACAUAUUUAGUAACAACAUAUGAUAUCAUGUUAUUCUUUCAUUGAAAUUGUAAGUAGGUAAGUAUAGCUCCAUUUUGAUUCCCCUCAGGCUGCCACAUGCCUAGUGAUCAUGUCAUUUUUGGGGGUCAUUGCAAAAUAUGCAAGACCCACUUUUAAAAUCUGUAACGUUUUCCUGUCUUUUUGAAGAAUUUAUCAGUAAUCCGUUUUAUUAUAAAGUUUUGUGAGCAAAAAGCUGUGAUCUCUAUUGUGGAACUGACCUUUUUUUUUUAAGGUAGUUAUAUAUUAAAUGAUGUAACUAAGUUUACAAAUAAUUUUUCAUAAUAUUUAAAGUGCAACUGUGACAAAAAUAUUUAAAGGGACAGGAAACCUUUUCCUUCUGUGAUCAAGGAAGUGAAAUAUCAUUUAAGUGUUACUAGCUCCAACCCCAGUUAAAAAAAAAAAAAAAAAAAGAGAGAAAAGCUGAGUAAAACAAGGUAUGGUUUUUCUGAAUGGAAAAAAACAGUUUGCAAAUCACUCUGCUUUAUUUUAAAGGAACCAUGUACUCACUAUAAAAACAUUAUUUAAAUGAAGUUGUUAUAGUGCCUACAGUUGUCUCCUCCCUCCCCCCCUGCACAGUGCCAUCAUGAUCUGGCAUAUGAUGCAUGAAAUGAUUCACUAUAGAAGAAACCUAGGCGCAUUGUGAUGAGCACUGCACGUGCUUCUAUAGUCCCCAAUGGUCCUCUUUGAGGAACAUUGGAUUGGAUCAUCAUCCACACCUCUAGGAUAACAUCAGGCGAGGGGGAACCGCAGCAGCACCGAGGAAAGUUCAGUGCUGUAGUGAAGGUGAGUAAAAUAUUUUUUUGCAGUGAAGGCAGGUGAAGGGACUUAGAACUAAGUAGGGUCAUUUAGACUGUAGUGUUAUGAAUAAAGAUAUGUAUUCCUAAUGCUACAUUGGCCCUUUAAACAUGAACAGAAGUGGUUACAAUAUGGUCGUUUUUAUUAGAACACUGUAUACAGUAUUGCUGUAAAUGAAACUGGAAGGGCAAUGUCAUGAAACCAUGGAAUGUGGUUGACAUUUAAAUAAUGUAUACAUAAUUUAGAAUCCAGUAGAAAUAAAGUAAUACAGUGCAAGAUGCACAACAAUGUUGUUAAUCUUUUAUUUGUGCUCUCUCUUUCAAAUGAGUCAGCCCUUUUUAACAUUUCUAGUAACCCUUUUACACUUUUUGCAUAUUUAUGUGUGGUUAAUUGGGUAAUGAUUGCUAAUUUAAAUUUCUAGUUGAGCUAAUUACAUUUAAUAAAGAUAGCAUUGGGGUACAUGUAUCUGUGUAAUCAUUAUCGAUCUUAAUCAAUUAGGUAAGAAAACUGAUAUCAUUCACUCUUGCCCCACUCCAGUUUGUACCGUAUUUUUCGCUCCAUAAGACGCACUUUUUUUCCCCUCAAAAGUGAGGGGAAAUGUCUGUGCGUCUUAUGGAGCGAAUGUGAAGAAUUACUUACCUGUCUUGGAGCGUGGGCCGGCUUCACAGCGCGCUCCGCGGUCCAGGAACUUCUAUUUCAGGUUCCGGUUUCCGGCGGGAUUGAAAGGAAGUGUGCACACUCAGUGCACACUUCCUUUCAGUCCCGCCGGAAACCGGAACCUGAAAUAGAAGUUCCUGGACCGCGGAGCGCGCUGUGAAGCCGGCCCACGCUCCAAGACAGGUAAGUAAUUAUGGGACAAGGGGAGGGGGACACUAUGGGAGAAAGGGAGGGGAGGAGACACUAUGGGACAAGGGGAGUGGGAGACACUAUGGGAUAAGGGGAGGGGGACACUUGAAAGGAGACACCUUAUGGAGAAGGGGUAGGAGGGAGGAGACACUGGCGGGACAAGCGGAGGGGGGAGUGAGAGACCAUGGGACAAGGGGAGGGGAGGACACUCAUGGGACAAGGAGGGGAGGAGACAUCUUCAUGUGACAAGGGGAGGGGAGACACUAUGGGACAUGAGGGGACAUAUGGAGAAAGGGAGGGGAGACACUAUGGGACACAAGUGGAGGGGAUACACCUAUGGGGACAAGUGGAGGGGGGGAGACACUAUGGGACAAGGGGAGGGGACACCAUGGGAGAAAGAGGGGGGGACACUCAUGGGACAAGCAAGGGGAGGAGGGGGACACUAAGGAGAAAAGGAGGGGAGACACUAUGGGACAAGGGGAGGGGGAGACACUAUGGGACAAGGGGAGGGGGACACUAUGGGACAAGGGAGGGGAGACACUAUGGGACAAGGGGAGGGGGAGACACUAUGGGACAAGGGCAGGGGGGGACACUAUGGGAGGGAAAGUGCACUAUGGGACAAUGGGAGGGGGGGACACUAUGGGAUCAGAACACUAAUGGACAAGGGGAGGAGGGGUUAAAGAACACUAUGGGACAGGGUAGGAGGGGUUAACAAUCACUAUGGGACAGGGUAGGAGGGGUUAACAAUCACUAUGGGACAGAGGAAAGGGGGGUUAAAGAUCAUUAUGGGACAGGGGAGAAAAAAAAAUAUUCUGAACAAACUGUCCCAUGGUAAGAAACACUAUGGAACAGUUUGUUCAGAAUAUUUUUUUUUCUGGGUUUCCUCCUCUAAAAACUAGGUGCGUCUUAUGGUGAGGUGCGUCUUAUGGAGCGAAAAAUACGGUAUUUUUAAUGUAUUUGUUUUUUUAAUUUGUAUAUAAUUUUAUUCUUGGGUAAUCUUGCCCUAUGCAGGCCAAUGCAGAGAUGGCUGGAAUUUGGGAGGUGGGACAGAAGAUCUGGCAGAGGGACUUCCCAGGAAUCUAUGCAUCUAUUGCUACCCACCAGUGGUCAGAAAAUAUUCAACCAGUCAUGGAGGCAGUAAGAGGUACAUGAGUGUAGUAAUCCUUAGUGACCUGUAGCAGUAAAAAUGUUUGUUCCAGUACAAGCUUAGUCACUAUUCGUAGGUAUCUGUAUUCUGCAACUCUGUACAGUGGGGAAAUGUGUGCCAGUAUUUGUGACAAAUUUAAGCUAGUCAUACAAAUUGUAAUGAGGACCUUCUUCAAAUGUGCCUGUAAUCAGUUGUGACAAUUGCAAAUAACUAAAAAUUACUUCUUCAAACUAUGAACUUAUAACUAAUUUUUUUUUUUUUUUUUUUAGUACAAUAUUGGGAAUUUUUGGUCAAGAUGUGCAAUUACGUUGAUUGAUAGAGAAUUCAAACUUCAGUCUCUGAAAUAUUUAUUCACUAAUCUCGCAAUUUAAAUAAGAAUAGGGAAAAAAAAUGAGGCAAGAAAGCCAAUCUGGAAACAACUUCCAGCUCAGCUGUAGUCACAACUUGGCUAUUUUUGCCUCAGUUUUGCAAUUCCAAAUUAAUUUUCCCCAAAUUCUGAGUUUAGUGAGUAAUCCUUUAAAUGUCCAUUUGUAUAAUACCUGUAAUUGGUACAACCAACAGGCAUAUGGCCUAGCGAUUGCAUAUAUAGUUUUGUCCUGUCUGAUUUAGGCCACACUUGGCCUUUUGUAAAUCUUUUUAAAGGAACUAAAUACUACUACAUGGACCUUUUCUACUGCUCAGUAUCUUUAAAGUAUAACAUUGACCGAAAAUAAAUUGUAUGUUAUUAAAAUGUUAAAUGGCUAAGGUUUGUUUAAAUGUAUUUUAUGAAUAUCGUAAAAUAUUUUCUAGAAGCUGUUGUUCCCAUAGAUGUAGCUGUAAACACAUUUUCUCUCUAAUCACUGCCUUUACAAAUUCUUUCCUCUCUGAAGUAAAUUAAAAAUUUAAGAAACAGGAACAACUCUUGAACAGUGGAAAUCACAGAUCUCCAAAAAGAUAUUUCGUGCAGAGUAAAUAUGAUUUUCUACCAGGGCUUGACAAAUCCCAGGUCGCCAUGGCAACUAGGAAAUUUGACCUGGCGCCUGGAUGAGCGGAGGCGAACGGAGGGAUAGGCAGGCGGCUCAUAGUGAGAGGAGGUGGGCGGCGGGACAGGCAGGCGGCUCAUAGUGAGUGAAGGCGGGCGGCGGGACAGGCAGGCGGCUCAUAGUGAGUGAAGGCAGGCAGCCGAUUGGCACGUGGCUCAUGGCGCAACAUUAGUUCUUUAUUCAAUUUGCUUUUAUUGACAUCAUAACAAUUGGCAAUACAAAGUUAUAUGCAUCAAUACAGAAGGUGGCAAAAAUAGUGUACAUGUCAGUUAUUGUUCAUUUGGUAUAAAGGUAUCUUUAGUAUUGAUGUGAAGAGAGCAAUUUUACAAAGCAAUAGCGAGCAUCUGAUUCCAUUCCUACAUUGCAACAUCUUUCAGCAUUGACAGUUUUCAAGAAGGAACUAGUCUUAGAAAAAUAGAAAGAGAAUAUUUUCGCCAUUCUCACAAGUUUUAGACAUGAGAGCUAUAGAGAACACUCAGAUUCAGUCAUUUUAUGAAUUGGUAUGUUUGUGUUGGGAAGCAGAUAAACUGCGAUAAGGCAGAAACUUUAGUGCUCCUGCUGUGACCUUGUCUAGCCCUGCUUCCUGAGAGCGUCUCUACUGAUCCGUUGGGGUGGGGGGUAGGGAGUGGUUGUCAAGUAGUGGGGCGUUUGGGGGUCGAGGGUCCGUCAGGUAGUUUUUGUCCUGUGUGCGCGUUUGUUGUGGGUGUCCCCUUUGCGCUAGUCGUUGUUCUUUGAUGUGUGUGGGCGGUGGCUGUGUGUGUGUCAUGCGUCGGGGUGUAGUCUUGUUGGGGUGUCCCUUCUGUGUUGGUGUCUUUCUGUGUCUGUUUGGGGAUCCUAUUAGUGUCGGGGGUGUAUUGGUCGAGCGGGUGCUGUCCCGGGUUGUGAGGGUUGGGUGGGUUCUAGUAUCAUGGUGUAGUGUACUUGGGUGUUGGGCGUUUGGACAGUCUUGUUGGGUUGGUUCAUCCCUUGUCCGAUAUGUGUUGGUCAUGGUGGGUCUUUGUGGGUGCUGUGGUGUAUGGUCUGUCCUGUAAGGGAGGUGGCGUUUCUGCGGGUGUAGGUGGCAUUCUCAAGGCAGCCUGUCGGCAGUUGGUCAUGUAUUUUAACGUGUGUUGUGGGGGGCGGGUGGGAUGGGAGUGUAGGUUAAUGGGGUGAGGGCAUUGCGGGUGAGGGUAAGGUGCGGGAGGGUAGGGGAUGGGGUGUCAGGUCCCGGGUCCCCACCUCAACCCCCCCCCGCCUCCGGGGCAAGGGGCAUCUCCGGCUCUGAGUGGUCGUCUUGGUUUGGUUGGGUCGGUGGUUCAGCUUCCGUAUUGUCGUCCGUCUGUUCCGUCUGGACCGUCCCAUCUGCCUCUGCUGUCAGGUAUUGUGUGGUCCCCGUAAUUGGUGCGGUGGAGGCGAGCCAUUGGAGCCAGUGGUACCAUGCAUCAUGGUAACGCUGUAUGCGUCCCGUUGCGGAGUGGAUGAGUUCCUCGAUGCGUCUGAUGUCUUCCACUCUCGUUAUCCAUUCUCUGAUAGUCGGGGCCAUGUGUUGUUUCCAGUGUCUCGGGAUGAGGCUGCGGGCUGCGUUUAUUAGGUGUGGGAGUGCUGUUUUUUAAAAUUUGUUGAUUGGGGUCUGUGUAAGUUGGAGCAGGUAUGUGUCUGGUGAGAGGGGUAGGUUUGCUUCUGUUAUGGUUGUGAGUAUCUUGUGGAUCUCUGCCCAAAAGGGCUGGAUAAGGGGGCAGGACCACCAUAUGUGGAAGAGGGAUCCCAGUUCUCUCCCGCAUCUCCAGCAUUCCGGGUCAUUUGUGGGUUUCAUCAUGCUAAGUUUUUCCGGUGUCCUGUACCAGUGGGAGAGCAUUUUAUAUCCUGUUUCUUGGAAUUUGGUGGAGAUGGAGGCUUUAUGUGUGAGUGUAAACACCGUUGUCCAUUGUUCCGUUGAAAUUGAGUGUCCUAGAUCCCUUUCCCAGUAUUUUGUGAAGUAAGGGAGGGGUGCGUUAGUGGUGGUGGUGGUUUGCAUGCGAUAUAGUAGCGAUAUCGCGUGUGGGGGGGGGGGUUCAUGCAUAUGGUCUCGAAUACAGAGAGUGCUCGCGUUGCCGAAUUUAGGGUUGGUAUGCUUCUCAGAAACCUUGUCAGUUGGUGAUAUCUAAAGCGUAGGAGCAUAUUGUGUGGGGUAUUCGGGACCAGAGUGGUCAGGGGCGUGAUUGUGCCUUGGUCAUAGACGUCCUUCACUCUGCAGGGGGUCGGCAGGCCCAGGGCAGCCGUGUAGUGGGGGUCCGAUGCAGGGGCAAAUUUCGGGUUGUGAGAUAUGGGGCAUAAUGGUGAGAGUUCCGGGGCUACGUCUGUGUGAGUCGCCAGUCUCCUCCAAACUGCCAUUGUAGCGUUUAGGGUUGGGUGGUUCCGUGGCAGUUCCCCGGCCAUGGAUUUCGGUAGCCAGGGUAGAAGUGUCAGGGGUAUCCGUGAGAAGCUGGCCUCUAUGGGGAUCCAUAGCUUGUCUUUCGGGUCUUGUGUCCAUUCUAUCACUCGCUGGAGGUGUAUAGCAUGUCUAUAUUUUGUGAUAUCGGGUAGUCCCAGGCCUCCCUGUAGUUUGGGUCUGGUGAGGGUGGCGAAAUUCAGCCUCGGCGUUUUGCGGGCCCAGACGUAGGCCAUCAGUGUUUUACGGGUUUGUGUUAGGAAGGUUUUGGGAAUGUGGAUUGGUAGGGUUUGUAGGAGAUACAAGAUUCGGGGGAGGAUAUUCAUUUUGAGGACACUGAUCCUACCCAGCCACGUUAUGUGCGGGAGUUGCCACGAGUCGAGGUCCUUCUGUAUGCGGUCGAGGAGGGGUGGGAAGUUGAUGCGGUAGGUGUCCGACACAUCAGCCGACAGCCAGAUCCCUAAGUAUUUAAUUCUUUCUUUGCACCAGUGAAAAGGGAACUCUGUUUGCAGUGUAGUUGUUAGUGCUAGGGGGCAGUUUACGUUGAGAAUUUCAGAUUUCGUAAAGUUAAUUUUCAAGUUGGAGAGGGUGCCAUAUAGGUCAAAUUGGUGCGUGAGCUCCCUAAGUGAGGUUGCCGGGUUGGUGAUUGUGAAGAGGAGGUCGUCCGCGUAUGCAGAGACCUUGGUGGCUCCCCAGCUACCCUCGAUUCCAGUUAUGCGGGGUUGGGCUCGAACUGCAUUGAGGAAUGGUUCUAAGCUGAUGGCAAAGAGUAGGGGCGAUAGGGGACACCCUUGUCUAGUGCCGUUUCUGAUCUCAAAUGGGUCGGAGAGAAUCCCAUUAACCUGCACCCGGGCUGCUGGAGCGGUGUAUAGGGCCCAAAUGCGCGUCAUCAUGUGGGGUCCCAGUCCCAGGUGUUCCAGGGUGGACCUCAGGAAAGACCAGUCUACCCUGUCGAACGCCUUCUCCGCGUCGGUCGAAACUAUCAGGGCGGGGGAGUGUCCUUCUCGGGCCGCGUGGAGAAGAUUGAGUGUCUUAAUAGUGUUGUCCCUGGCCUCCCGGCCCUCCACAAAGCCCACCUGAUCAGGGUGGAUAAGGCUCGGCAUCAGGGGCUGGAGGCGCAGGGAUAGUAUUUUGGCAAACAGUUUGAGGUCGGCGUUCAACAGGGAGAUUGGCCUGUAACUGGUACAUGAGGAGGGGUCUUUUCUUUCUUUCGGGAGUACUACGACGUGUGCUAGGAGCAUGUUGGGGUCUAAGGGGUCUCCGUUAUGUAUUGAGUUGAAUAGUGUAAGUAGGUGUGGGACAAGGUUGUCUGCGAACAUUUUGUAGUACUUUGCCGUGUAUCCGUCUGGUCCGGGGCUUUUCCCCAGUUUGGCCAGUUUGAUGGCUAGGCGUAUCUCCGCUUCAGUGAUAUCUUCUUCUAGUGUAGCUAUUUCUUGGGGUGUCAGCGUUGUGGUGAUAUUCUGUUCGAUAUAUGUUUUUUGCCGUGCUGUGUGAGCCUCUUCUCCUUCGUGUGCGCGUGUGGUGUUGGGAGGUAGGCAGUAUAGGGAGAGUAGUAUUGUCUGAAGCCCUCUGCUAUAGCCUUCGGGGUCCGCAGUGUGUUUCCUGCCAGGGAGAUCUUUUGAACAUGGGUUUUCUGUCUCCGGGCUCUCAGCGCCCUAGCGAGCAGUUUACCACUUUUGUUUCCGUAUUCAUAAAACGUUUUUUGUGUGAGUUGGAACUGGAAUCGUAUUUUGGACGUGAGGCAGGAGUUGAGUUUCGCUCUGGUCUCUAGGAGUUGUUUGUAGGUUUCGUCUCGGAGGUCUUGUUUGUGAAGCGUUUCUAGACGCGCCAGUUGGGCAGCAAGGCGUGCUAUUUCCUGUGUGCGUUGUUUUUUCAGGCGAGUGCCGUGUUUGAUGAGGAUCCCUCGGAUAGUGCAUUUGUGUGCUUCCCAGACGGUCGUUGGUGCGCUUUCUGUUGUUUGAUUGGUGGGGAAGAAGUGGUCUAGUGUGUUCCUAAUUUCUGUUUGGAUCAGUGGGUCCUCUAAGAGUGAUUCAUUAAGUUUCCAUGUCCAUUGGGAUCGAAAGGUUCUAGGAUUGUCGAUGGUGAGUGUUACUGGUGCGUGGUCCGACCAGGUCAUGGGGGCGAUGUGGGCUGAACACAGUGUGUCUAGAUCCCUGUGUUGGAUGAAGAAGUAGUCAAUCCUCGAGUAUGAUUUAUGUGGCGCUGAAUAAUAGGUGUAGUCUUUCUCUGUAUGGUGUAGGAUUCGCCAGCAGUCUACAAGUUGGUGAGUUGUCAAAAGGGUCCGCAGUCCUCUGAGGACGUGGUCCGGGAUCGUGGAGCCCCCUUUAGAUGUGUCCAUUUUGGGGUCUAGAGGGGCGUUGAGGUCCCCUCCUAUUAUUACGGUUCCUGCACUGAACGCUUCCAAUUUUCUCAGGGCUGAGGCUAGGAAUGAUUUUUGGCCUUUGUUUGGGAGGUAGAGGUUCGCGAGUGUGAUUUGAGCGUCCCCUAUGUGUCCUUUGAGAAAAAGGUAUCUGCCUUCUCGGUCUUUCUCUUCUGCUUCCAGGCGGAACUGGGUGUCUGCCGAGAAUAAUAUAGCCACUCCCUUGGAUUUGGUGGAGGGGUUAUGCGCGUAGUAGCCGGUUGGGAAGUAUUUAUCUGAGAAUUUGGGGGCUUUUGUUGCUAGAAAGUGUGUUUCUUGGAAGAAAGCUAUUGAUAUCUUAAGUGCUCGAAUUUCUCGCAGCGCUCUUGCUCGUUUUUGUGGGGAGUUCAGGCCCUUCGCGUUGAUUGUGUAGAGGUUAAUUCCUAUCUCUGCGUGCCCGGGGGCGUGGGGGGCGAGAGGCGGUGGGCCCAUCAUAUCCAGGUGGCGGGGUGUGGAGUAGGGGAGGAAAAGGGGGGGGGGAGAUGGAAGGGGAGGUUAGAUGUGUUUGAGGGGGUAGUUCAAGCGGUGUGGUGUGUAGCGGUUGUGUCGAGUCGCAGAGGCGACUGUUGUAAGGGGUAAUGUGCCACUGGUAGGUGUGUGUCCGGGAACCAAGGUCCUCGUAGUCACCUCACAGUCUCUUGGCAGUGAACCCGUGGGGCAGGUGGCAUUGGUGGUUAGGUAGGUCACCUACUUUGGGUGUCGUCUAGUGACGUAUCACUGUCUGUCAGCAUCCGUCUCCUGCUGCCUAACAGUGGUGGUGUCUGGCAUCCAGAGGGGUAGUACCGUUCUAGCGGAUCAGUUAACAACAAUGUGGAUGGUCGUGAUGGUCGCCCCUGGGCGCUAUCUUGUUAUCGUUGCGCUAUUGUGUCGGGAGCGUGCAUACGGAUGUAAGAACAGUAUUCGUGAGAACAACAUAAUAACAGCAUAUCAAAACAUGGUUACACAAGUUAUAUCCCAGUGUCAGGGAGAACAUCAGAAACUUUUAUGAACAUUUAGAGAUGGUUUGGGUGUGUUCGCACAGCACAGGGGGCCCCUCAUGGAAUAGAAUGAGGUUUGCACCCCGUGGUGCGCCGUCACCCCACACCUUUUAUAUAACAGGGUAGGAGGAGGAGGGCAAAAAGUAAGGGGGGGAGGGGGGGAAGGGGUUCAGGAAAACAAAAACACACCCCCAACAAUACACUCAAUACACUUUGUUGGAACCAGUGAGCGCAGGUGUCUCCGUCGCCCGGUGGGAACCUCUCGGUUGUUCACAGGGGGCGAGGCAGAGUCGCUCUCAACAGUAAUUCUUGAGGAACACGGAGCAUUCAUCUUACGGUAUGUAGUGGUUGGUGAAUGAUGCGUUCCCCCCUUCUAGCGUGUUCGUGGUGUCUGAGGUGUGUUUCUGUUGGACGCCUCAGAGGUGCGUUUGAUACCUGGUUGCCUGUGUUGCAGGUAUGGUCUGUGUGUAUGUCUGCGGUUUGAUUAGAUAGUAAGGGUGUCUGGGUGCAUCUUGGGUGUAUUUGGGGGGGUUCCCUUCCUGGUGUAGCGGAUGUGUGUGUGUAUGUGUUAGUGUCAAGGUGUGUAAGCGAGCCCGCAAGGUAUACUUGCACUUGCGAUGCGUUCUACGGUGGUGGAAGCCGUGGCCAGCAGUCCAGGGUGAUGCCAGGGUGUCAGUUCAAGGCAUCAUGUCAGUGGUCGUCUCUAUAGGGUGUUUGGAGCUUGGCGGGUGUGGGUCUAUGUCCCGCAUUGUGGGGCAAAGGAGUCUUGUGUGGAGCCAGCCAAGAUAUUGGUGCACUGGCGAGUCCUCUGGGGUUGUCUCUGUUGAGUUAGCAGCGUUCUUGGUGGUGUUGAGCAAGUCAUGGACUCGGGGGGCAAUAGAUGUAGGCCCAGUUAGCCGGUGAAGCAAGGUGGUUCUAGGCCUUUGGGACGGUGAGAUGUGGGUGGGUUACCGUUUUUGGUGGUGUCUUGGCGGCGGUGAGUCGCAAUCUGCUUUCUCCCUUUGCUUUCCUGGUUGCAGAGUGAUAGAGAAAGAGAGAAGAGAAAAAAAAUAAAAAUAAAAAAUAGGGGGGGGGGGAGUAGGUGUCUCUGGAGGUGCCUUAUCCCUCCUGCUCCCCUCAGCGUGGUCGUUAAUGCGUUGCACGGUCGUGGUCAGGCUGGUGGUGCAGGGUGGGUGUAGGCAGGUGGUGGUGUCUCCAUCUCGUUAUUCCUCAGGGUCAAUUAGUCGGUGAUGGGUGCGUGGGGCGUCCCUGUCGGGCCCCUGGUGGAUGGUACGUUGUGUUGGCCUCCCUGUGAGGCGUUCAUUAAGCGGGCAUGCAGUCCAGUCCGAAAUAGGGGUGCGGGGGAGGUUUAGAGCCUCCUGGAAGGCCAGUACAUCUUGCGGCGUGCGAAUUACUGCUUCUGUGGUGCCCUGUCUGGCUGAGAGGGCGAAAGGAAAUUGCCAUCUGUAGCGGAUUUGGGCGUCUUGCAGGGCGGCGGUGAGGGGCCGCAAGGCUCUUCGGGCCUGUAGGGUGAGGUGGGAUAGGUCAUUGUAAAGUUCUAUAGCCUGUCCCUCUAUUCUCCAGGUUCUUUCUGUGCGUGCUUUUCUCAUAAUUUCUUCCUUUAGUUGGAAGUCUGGUAUGUGGCAAAUUAAGUCCCUGGGGGGAGCACCCGGGGGGGGCUUGGAUCUUAGUGCCCUGUGUGCCCUGUCCAUGUGCAUGCGGGCGUCCCUGGGUCUGCCCAGUAUGCGAUUAAAAAUCGGGGUCAGCGUGGCCCUGGCGUCUUCUGUUGUGUCAGAUUCUCUGCAGCCUCUUACCCUGAUGUUAUGCCUGCGGCUGCGGUUAUCAAGGUCCUCUAUGUGGAGGCGCAGAUCUUGUAUGUGCCUGGAGUGGGCCUCUGUAGCUUGUAUAGCAGGGCAGUGUGGGUUGGGGCCCUGUGUCUCUAGUGCCUGUACCCUUGUCUUAAGCGCUGUGAGUGAGGUGCCUAGGGCUGAGAUCUCUGUGCGCAGGGUGGCUUUUACCUCAUCCAGCAGUGUCUGGAAGUCCUCCUUUUUCGGCAGGGACGUGAACAGUGUGUACCAGUCUGGUGUCUGUGGGGCUUGCCGGCUGCUGUCAGUGCGCGGGUAUUCCUCCGACAGCGUGGAGCUCGGGGAGGAGGGCGCCAUGUUGGAGGCCUCCUCCUGGGAGAGGAAAUCCCCUGGUGUGUGGAGGUAGCUGCGGAUGGAGGGGUGCGAGCCGGUCCCCUGUGUUCUCGGCGUGGAGGGGGUCAUCUGGGCUCUCUUGGUACGUCCCAUGGGUGCCAGGUCGUGCUAGUGCGGUGUGUUUUUUGCGGCUGGGAGCGGAGCUCGGAAAUUAGGCGGCCAUUCCUGUUCGGCGCCAAGCCACGCCCCCGGCGCAACAUUAGUUCAGGCAGGCCGCUGACUGAUUACUCCGGCAGUGAGGGAGCUGUGAUCUCCCGGCUACCUUGUGAGUUGUCUAGUGAUGCAGAGAGCCGGAAUAUAAUGUUGCCCAUGCUCACUAAACAGCAAGCGAGGGAGCAGGAAGAUGAGCAUCCCCCGCUGGACCCCAGGGCACAUAAAUGUAAAUAUAACUAAUAAUUUGUGAGUCUGUGUGAAAAGGUUUGUCUGUUGUGCAUUAAGCGUUUUCAUGCAGAGCAUACGGUGCAGCACUGAGAGAUUUUACUAGACUGCAAUGUAAACACUGCCUUUUGUCUGAAAAGGCAGUGUUUACAUUGAACAGCGUAUAGGGACAGGCUACAGAAUUUAGAACAACUACGUUAAGCUGUAGUGGUUCUGGUGACUAUAGUGACCAUUUAAGAAUGUUAUUUUUGCCGUUGACAAAUCUGGUUCCUAGAUUCCAAGCAAAUCUGUGAAGCUCUGAUUUAUACCGAAGGGGACACUAGAGUCACCAGAACAACCUCUAACUUAAUGAGGUAGAUUUUGUGUAUAGCUCAUGUAUCUGAAGUAGGGAUCGACCAAUUAUCGCUCUGGCCCAUAUUUGUUUUUUUUUUCCGGCAAUAUCGGUAUCAACCUAUAGAGAUACCGAUAUUGCCGAUAAUGCAGACCAGGACUGCCGGGCCCAUGACAAGCCUGGAAGGCCCGCCGCAAGCUCUUACUUAACCUUCCCAGCAGCUCCCCUGUCUAAGUCUCGAGAGUCCUGUGGUCGUCAGAGCGUUGCCACGGGUUACCAUGGCAACGCGGCACGCUAUCCACGAGAGUUAGACAGGGGAGUUGGGAAAGUAAGAGCUUGCUGCGGACCCCCACUGCACAGUCCUUGCCACAGGACCACCAGGGAAUGCCAUAUCACCCCUCCUUGGCCAAGUAAGAAGCAGGGAGGGGGGGACUAAAAAAAAUCUUAAAAAUAAAUAAAAAUUAAUGCCCCCCACACCACAUUUUACACACAUUACAUACCUACACACACACACACACUCUGCAUUAUAUAAAUAUACCUACACAAACACACUGCAGUCACUACACACACACAAUGCAUUCACUUUACGCACACUACACACACACACACUGCAUUCACUUUACGCACACUACACACACUGCAUUCACUUUACGCACACUACACACACACUGCAUUCACUUUUACACACACACUGCAUUCACUUUACGCACACUACACACACACUGCAUUCACUUUACGCACACUACACACACACUGCAUUCACUUUUUACGACACUACCACGCUGCUACGCUACACACGCUGCAUUCUUUACGCACACUACACACACGCUGCAUUACUUUACGCAUUACUUGCAUUCACUACACACACUGUAUCUACUCUGCAUCUCACUUUACGCAUUACUCUUAUCACUCACACACACGCUGCAUUCACUUUACGCACACUACACACACGCUGCAUUCACUUUACGCACACUACACACACGCUGCAUUCACUUUACGCACACUACACACAGGCGGCAUUCACUUUACGCACACUACACACAGGCGGCAUUCACUUUACGCACACUACACACACGCUGCAUUCACUUUACGCACACUACACACACGCUGCAUUCACUUUACGCACACUACACACACGCUGCAUUCACUUUACGCACACUACACACACGCUGCAUUCACUUUACGCACACUACACACACGCUGCAUUCACUUUACGCACACUACACACACGCUGCAUUCACUUUACGCACACUAAAAGCACACAAAAGUUAAAUCACUUUUGUUUCUCUUUAUGCAGCCCUAGCCACACCUCACCUGGCUGUGACUCACACAGCCUGCAUGAAAACAAAAUGGUUUCAUUUUCAAUCAGAUGUAACUUAUUUUAAAUAAAAAUUGCUAUCUCCUGCAGGGUCUAGCAAGUUAUUAACAGAGCAGGAGAGAAGAGAUUCUAAAUGAAACAGAAUUUACAAUAAAGGAAGUGUAAACAUUAGAUGACUCUUUGCAUGAGGGGUUUAGGAAGGCUAUGUAAGUCACAUGCAGGCAGAAUUGACUAGGGCUGUAUAAACAAACUAAUUUAUCUUGUAAAUGGCAGGGAGACUGUAGGGGCAUGAUUUAUACACCCAAACUGCUUCAUUACGCUAAAGCUGUUUUGGGGACUAUAGUGGCCCUGUAAAAGAGUGUGUGUGUGUGUGUGUGUAUGUAUGUAUAUGUAUAUGUAUGUGUGUGUAUGUAUGUAUAUAUAUAUAUAUAUAUAUAUAUAUAUAUAUAUAUAUAAUUUACUCUGUACCAUAUUCUAAAUCCCUCCUCAAUCCCAUUCUCUUUAGAUGCAACACGACGGCGUGCCUUUGGCUUGGUGUCCCAGGCCUACACUUCAAUCUCUGCUGAAGAUUUUGCUGCCUUUGUUGGUCUUCCUGUGGAAGAGGCUGUAAAAGGUGUGUGUGUGUGUGUGUGUGUGCGUUUGUUUCAUUAAGUUUAACGAUAUAACCAGAUAACAUUUGUUAAUUUACGAUAUUAAGAAAAAUGUCAGAUUGCAAUACACUGGGGGGUGAGGGGGGGUCCCUUUGAUCUGUGAAUCAAUAUGUAGGUAAUUAAAAAAAUUUCCCUGCAUGAAUAGAAAAAGCUAUUUGUAAACUUUUUUUUUUUUUUAGAUUGAUUCAUUAAUGUGAUUUUGUGUUUUUAAUUGUAAUGCUUGUUUACAAAGUACUAGAACUUAUUCUUACAAAAAAAAAUCUGUUUUAUAUUCAUACCGAUGAAUGCUGGUGUUGGGAAUCCUAGUAUCUUGUAAACCCCUUGUCUGCUACAAUUCUCAUUUUCCGUGACAUUAUGCGUUGUUUUGAUUUAUAAUUCUAUAGUGGUUAUGGUGCCAGGAGUGGCCUGGCACCCUUCCACUGUAAUCUGUCAAACUCUUUUAGAAUGGUUUAAUAUCUUACCUGGGUCCACCGGUGCACGCACUCCAUCAGCUUCUCCAUUCCUAUGACACUACUAAACUAAGCAGGUCCGAUAUACAGGUUAAACACGAAAAAUUAGAAUAUCGUGCAAAAGUUCAUUUAUUUCAGUAAUGCAACGUAAAAGGGAAAACUAAUAUAUGAGAUAGACGCAUUACAUGCAAAGCAAGAUAGUUCAAGCCGUGAUUUGUCAUAAUUGCGAUGAUUAUGGCUUACAGGUCAUGAAAACCCCAAAUCCAAAAUCUCAGUAAAUAAGAAUAUUACAUGCAGUCAAUAAAACAAGGAGUGAACAUAGAACAAUAUCGGACCUCUGAAAAGUGUAAGCAUUGAUAUGGACUCAAUACUUAGUUUGGGCCCCUUUUGCAGCAAUUACUGCCUCAGUGCUGCGUGGCAUGGAAGCUAUCAGCCUGUGGCACUGAUGAGGUGUUAUUGAAGACCAGGAUGCUUCAAUAGCGGCCUUCAGCUCUUCUGAAUUGUUCAGUCUCAUGUCUCUCAUCUUUCUUUUGGCAAUGCCGCAUAGAUUCUCUAUGGGGUUCAGGUCAGGCGAGUUUGCUGGCCAAUCAAGCACAGUAAUCCCACGGUCAUUGAACCAGGCUUUGGGGCUUUUUGCAGUGUGGGCAGGUUCCAAGUCCUGCUGGAAAAUGAAGUCAGCAUCCCCAAAAACCUUGUCUGUGGAAGGAAGCAUGAAGUGCUCCAAAAUCUCCUGGUAGACGACUGUGUUGACCCUUGGCUUAAUGUAGCACAGUGGACCAACACCAGCAGAGAACAUGGCUCCCCAAAUCAACACAGACUGUGGAAACUUCACACUGGACUUCAAGCAUCUUGCAGUGUGUGCCUCUCCAUUAUUCCUCCAGACUCUGGGUCCUUGGUUUCCAAAUGAGAUGAAAAAGUUGCUCUCAUCAGAAAAGAGGACUUUGGACCACUGAGCAACAGGCCAGGUCUGUUUUUCUUUAGCCCCGGUAAGACGCUUCUGACGUUGUUUGUUGUUCAGGAGCGGCUUGACAAGAGGAAUACGACAUCUGAAGCCCAUGUCCAGGAUCCGUCUGUGUGUGGUGGCUCUUUAUGCACUGACUCCAGCCUCAGUCCACUCCUUGUGAAAGUCCCCCAACACUUUUGAAUGGCCUUUUCCUGACAAUCCUCUCCAGUCUGCAGUCAUCCCUGCUGCUUGUGCACCUUUUUCUUCCACACUUUUCCCUUCCACAUAACUUUCUAUUAAUGUGCUUUGAUACAGUACUUUGGGAACAUCCAACUUCCUUCGCAAUUACCUUUUUGAGACUUUCCCUCCUUAUGGAGGGUAUCAACUGUCAGGUCAGCAGUCUUCCCCAUGAUUGUGAUUCCUACUGAACCAGUCGGAGAGACCAUUUAAAGGCUCAGAAACCCUGUGCAGGUGUUAUGGCUUACUUAGCUAAAUAGAGUGGGACACUGUGAGCCUAGAAUAUGGCACCUUUUCACAAUAUUCUAAUUUAUUGAGAUUGUGGAUUUGGGGUUUUCAUGAGCUGUAAGCCAUAAUCAUCGCACCUAUGACAAAUCACAGAUUGAACUAUCUUGCUUUGCAUGUAAUGCAUCUAUCUCAUGUUAGUUUCCUUUUUUACGUUUCAUUACUGAAAUAAAUUAACUUUUUUGCACGAUAUUCAAAUUUUUCGAGUAUCACCUGUAUGACCACUCUCAACUGAUAAUCAAUGCUGAUGAGCAUUGCCCUACUUAGCUCAGAGAAUCCAGAAGCAGGGCUAUGGCUGCGGAAACCCAGUGGGAGCCAGGUAAGUUGUCAAACCUUCUAAAAUAGUUUGACCGAUUACUCUGUGAGGGUGCAAGGUCACUCUUGGCAUCAUAACUAUUACAGCGAGCUCUGAUGCUUGGAAUUAUCCUUUAAAAUGGAUUUGCUGCAAAGCCUCUACAUUACUUAUAAGUGCAGCAAAAUGGGAUUAAACAAGAACCUCAAAUCUCUUUAUAGUGUGCAAUCCCUAUAAUACAAAACUAAUAUUAGGUGUUAAUCUGUUUUUUUUUUUUUAUUCCUUAUGCACAGCGGUGUUGGAACAGGGCUGGCAAGCUGACUCUGCUACUCGUAUGGUUAUGCCCAAGAAGCCUGGUAGGUGGCGCUGCUGAUCUUUUGUGUAACACCAAAAAAUUUUGAGUCUGCAACUGCAUUUCUUUUUUGUAAAGGAAGAAAUGAAGUUGUCCACAACUAGCAAAUGUGCUUACAUUUAGUCACAUAUUUGGUACAAACAGACAGAGACAAAGCUUGGUUCACAUAGUUUAAAAAAAUAAAAUGUGUGUAUUGGAUGUUACAAAGCACUAUAUUUAUGCAGGAGGGUUUACAAGUCUAGCUUUCUUCGAAUGCUAAUUUUUCACCCGUCGUAGUGUGUAUUAAAUGUGGCUAACAAACCUUAACUAAUGUGAAUAGGCACGACUAGAACAUGAUUUGAAAUUUUAUAUUCUUUAUAACUAUUAAAGGAUUUUUGAUGUUUUAAAUUAGUUAUAUUGUAAACUCCACAUGGGAAGGAACAUUUGUUUGUUUUUUCUUCCCCACAUCACAUGAUCAUCUGUGUAUAUGUUUUUUUAUUUUAAUAAUUAUUUUGUGAAAUAACAUCCUUGCUUGAACAAGUGAACCGGCUUCUCCAUAGUAGUAGCAGAAUCUUGGCAGACACUGUAUUCUUAAUUUUAAAGAAAAGCAACUUGUUAACAUCUAGAAAAAUGACAUCACACCCAUCCUCCCUAUCCCCCCUCCUCAUUUAGCUCAUUGCUAAACAUAACACAGAUCCUUUUUUUGCCUGUUAACUUGCUUCCUUGAGGAGGGAUAGAAACACAGCCUCACAUGCAAAUCUGUUCAUAGUUUCCUAAGGAUCUUGUGUACGGAGGGUGGAGGAAUGUGUGCAGUUAAACCAUGUACAUUUUGGUGGGAGGUACAACACUCAUGGAGAUGUAAUUUUCUUCUUUUUUUUUUUUUCUGAUCCCCUCACAGAUUCUGCUCCCCUGUCUCUGAUCCCCAAUGAGCAACAGCUGGCCAGACUCACUGACUACGUGGCUUUCCUAGAGAACUAGCACACCCUUUUUACUCCAAGAUCAAAAAAAUGUGCAAGAACUGGGGAGAAAAGCUGUACCAGGACAUUUUGCAACUACUAGUUGGUCCCUCCAAACCUUUAAACAUCAUGGUUACAUACCCCAAGUCUACAGGGUGGGCUUAUUGUCUUGUGAGCUGCUCUGUCAUUGGAAAGGGUUGCUGAGAAUGGGAGAAAUCACAGAACUGACUAUUAUUUGUGUGGAUGUUAACCCUUUGCUGCUUGAGAGGCCUGCGUCACACCACACCCAUCAUUUCUUGGCCCCUCUGGCUGUGAAAGGAAUAAAAAAAAAAAAAAGAUUGACCAGUAGUUAUCUGUUUAUUUCCCCUUAAAGCCGCUAGCAAGUUAGGGCUGGCUGCUUGAGAUAGUUAUGUCUGAAUUGAAAUCCCAUCUGAUGGACCUGUCAAUGCUAAAUUCUUCUAGUUUGAGACAAGUUUCCAUUCUCUGUGCUAAUGGAUAUUUAUGAAUAUAUGAUCCUUCCUGUUUGGGCUGGUGUAGUAGUAUACUUGCAGCUCGUUCUGCAGCAGCUCAAAGGGACCUGUAUUUCUCCAGGAUUUAAAUACAAAUCACCUGGACGAAUAACUGUUUAAGCCAUUGUUUCCCUCUUCAUUGGUUAACAGGUGAGUAAGCUCAAUGAUACUACAAAUGAAAGACAGGUGGCCAACCUGCAUGUGUUCAGAUUAGGUAGAACUAAAAUUUCUACCAGUAUUUAAUCAUAUUGGUUUCAGAUUUUCCCAAGGAACACAAUCAAGGGGUGUCUUGCCUCUUUAAAUCUCUGCUGCUGUAUUUUUAGCACCCCUUUUAGUCUGGUUCUGUUCUGAAUUUUAACUCAUAGGCUUUCAUCAGAAGACACAAUACUCUACUGCCCUUCUAGUGAUGAACAUUGUCAUCUGCCUCAGUACAUCCUCUCGUCAGACAUGUUUAGCUUCAUCGCAAAUUGCUUUUAAAGUGCAAUAGAGGAAAAAAAAGGCUAGCUGUAACCAAUAGAGGGUUAAUACAGAAUAGGUGGAUCUGCAAUAGGACCCCACAGCCUUUUUGCACUGUAGUAGGAUGGUUUGUCUAGGCACUGCAUGGAAAUUAGAGCAGUGUUAUUUUUGUCAUCUUGUAGCCAUGUGUUAAAAAUCCUUUAGUAAGAACACGAUCCAUUAAAACAUGUUAACUACAGUGAUUAGUUGUGUGUGUCUCUUUAAUUUUUGUUACAGGCUUAUUCACUACAGUGAGAAUUCAACGUGAAUUCCUAGUUCAAGGCCAGGGAAGCAGAACUAGAU
Molecule: messenger RNA, 26021 nt
Organism: Pelobates cultripes (western spadefoot toad)
Lineage: Eukaryota; Metazoa; Chordata; Amphibia; Anura; Pelobatidae
Source: the annotation of a GenBank genome assembly